GGAAGGAAAGAAGACCAUGGGGCGAUUCAUCUUCGUGAGCUUCGGCUUGCUGGUCGUGUUCCUCUCCUUGAGUGGAACUGGAGCUGACUUGGAAUGUCCCUCUAAUUGGUCUGCGAAUGAUAAGCAUUGCUACAGGGUCUUCAAUCAACGGAAAAACUGGGAAGAUGCAGAGAGUUACUGCGGGCGAAAGGCGGAAGGCGGCCAUCUGGCCUCCAUCCAGAGCUGGCAAGAGGAGGUUUACGUGGCCAAAUUGGCUCGCUCCCUUAUCCGGCCCCUCUUUCUCCGCAUCUUUGGUGUCUGGAUCGGACUGAGUGAUACAGAGAAGGAGGAAAGCCUGGAGUUGCCUCUGAGCAGACUUGCUACCUGUGGAGGCCGAGGGACAG
Protobothrops mucrosquamatus (brown spotted pit viper) is the source of this 383-nucleotide messenger RNA. RefSeq names its product C-type lectin 9a-like. The record is from RefSeq and is a predicted model, not a curated record. The transcript has 4 exons. The annotation marks the transcript as partial. Gene Ontology annotation, molecular function: signaling receptor activity. NCBI's taxonomy places the organism in Eukaryota, Metazoa, Chordata, Lepidosauria, Squamata, Viperidae.